AUGACAUCAUCUUCAAAAAUUUCCACUGUUUCAACUGAAAUAUCACAAACAAAUAAUUCUCAAAAAAUAGUAUCAAGCACUGUAAAGCUUCCUGUAUCAGCACCAAUAAGUAAGACUACCAUUACCACUAAAGAAACAAUUGGCGCCCUUCCCGGGAUAUUAAUCGGUGGUGCUGCGGCAUGUGCAGCAGUUACAUUUUCAAAUCCGUGGGAGGUAGUAAAAACUCGGUUACAACUUCAAGGUGAAUUAGCUCGAAGUAAUUCAAAUUAUGCAAAACCUUAUAAAAAUGUAUUUCAAGCAUUCUACUACAUAAUCAAACAUGAGGGAAUUCUCAGCAUUAACAAAGGUUUAGGUCCGGCUUAUACGUAUCAAAUUUUGAUGAACGGUUCACGUCUUGGUCUUUAUGAUCCAAUUCGAAACUCUCUUACCUCAACUUUUGGUACUUCAAGCACUUCGUUACCAAUUAGCAUUGUUUCCGGAGGUCUUUCUGGUAUUAUUGGUGCUUUUGUAGGCUCUCCCUUAUAUUUGGUCAAAACUCGUAUGCAAUCUUUUUCAACUCAUAUGGCAGUUGGGCAUCAACAUAAUUACAAAAACACUUUUAGUGCUUUAACACAAAUAUGGAAGUUAGACGGUAUAAAAGGGUUGUAUGCAGGUGUUAAUGCUGCAAUGAUAAGAACUGGCGUUGGUUCUGCAACCCAAUUAUCAAGUUAUUUUUAUAUAAAACAGUGGAUAAUUAAAAAGACUGGGAUGAAUGAUAAUAUUUUAUUGCAUAGUUUAGCAAGUAUGAUAACGGGACUUUGUGUUUGCACAACUAUGAAUCCAUUUGAUGUUAUUAGCACACGUAUGUAUAAUCAAAAAAUGGAUAUUAACGGAAAAGGAAGCUUGUAUAAAAGUACUUUCGAUUGCUUUAUAAAGACAAUUAAAGCUGAAGGCAUUCAAGGACUUUAUAAAGGAUUCAUACCUCAUUAUUUUAGAAUUGGACCGCAUACAAUCUUAACUCUAGUAUUUUUGGAACAAUUUCGUGGAUUAUAUAUAAAAUAUACACAAUGA
Molecule: messenger RNA, 1050 nt
Organism: Cetraspora pellucida
Lineage: Eukaryota; Fungi; Glomeromycota; Glomeromycetes; Diversisporales; Gigasporaceae
Source: the annotation of a GenBank genome assembly